UUCUUGAAUUGUUUUUUUUGGGUGUGUGGAAAAAAGUUGUUUUUUUUUUUUUUUUUUACUUCUUUUAGUAUCUUGUCUUUCCAAUUCUAGUAACUUCACUGGUUCUUGAGCUCUUUCUCUUUCAGCUUUUUUAUUUUUCAGAUCUCUGUGUUUUUCUGAUCUUUCUUCAGUUGGAGUUAGUAAUGGAAGAAGAUUGUGAGUUUAGGCAUUGGGAUGAGUUGAUACCAGACGCUCUUGGUUUAAUCUUUAGCCAUUUACCUCUUCAAGAAGUUCUAACAGUUGUGCCUAGAGUUUGCAAAGCAUGGAACAGAGCUGUUACUGGACCUUAUUGUUGGCAAGAGAUUGAUAUUGAGCUGUGGAGUAACCGUUGUCACCAGUCUGAUCAUCUUGAUCGGAUGCUUGAGAUGUUGAUCCCUAGGAGCUCUGGCUCUUUGAGAAAACUCUCUGUCACUGGCCUUAGGAAUGACUCUAUCUUCUCCUUCAUUGCACAACAUGCUGGUUCGCUUAAAACGUUGAAGGUGCCAAGAAGUAGUCUGACUAAUUCGGGUGUGGUAAACGUAGCUGAAAAGCUUUCAUCUCUCACUUACUUGGACUUGAGCUACUGCUGCAAAGUAGGCGCAGAGGCGAUACAAGCCAUAGGCAAACACUGUAAAUCCCUGAGAGAGUUUUGCAGAAACAUGCAUCCAUUGGACGUAGCAAGUGUUGUCUCUCACGACGAUGAAGCUUAUGCAAUCGCCAACACAAUGCCAAAGCUGAAGCGGUUAGAAAUCGCAUACCACCGAGUGAGCACAGAAGGAGUACUCAAAAUCUUAUCUUGCUGCAUCUUUCUUGAGUUCUUGGAACUUAGAGGUUGUUGGGACGUGCAACUCGAUAACAAGUUCUUCAAAGAGAAGUUUCCGGAUAUGAAAGUGUUAGGUCCACGGGUGAUCGGAUUCUAUGAUAUGAUAAACGAUUGGGAGGAUUGCUGCUCAGAUUAUUUCUCUGAUGGGUCUGAUUACUUGGCUUGGGAGUUUCUUGAAGAUGGUGUAAUGGGAGAGUUCUAUGAAGAUGAGUUUGAGCAUGGUUGGGACGAUAACUUUUACGCAGACAACGCAAUUCUAGACAUGGAACCGCAUAUUUGGCCGCCAUCUCCAUGAAGAAACAGGUCUUGUUAUGUCCUUAAAGAUGCAUCUAGGAAUGGUUAUAGCCUCUUAUGUGUCACUUGAUCUAUGUAAUGGUGCUUGAACUUGUGUGGCUUCUCUUUGUGUUAUUCUAAUCUAAACCAGGCUGGUUCAUGGCUUUAAUCUCUCUCUUUACUUAGUGAUGUUUAGAAACCAUAUAUGUGUGUGUGUAUGUAUAGAAUUGGAGAUGUCAAGUUGAUGUAUAAGAAACAAAAAGUAGUGAAGUAAAAAAGGACAAAGCUAUUGAGGAAGAA
Capsella rubella is the source of this 1414-nucleotide messenger RNA. RefSeq names its product F-box protein FBW2. The transcript is spliced from 3 exons. The coding region runs from base 183 to 1136 and encodes 317 amino acids. The record is from RefSeq and is a predicted model, not a curated record. NCBI's taxonomy places the organism in Eukaryota, Viridiplantae, Streptophyta, Magnoliopsida, Brassicales, Brassicaceae. Gene Ontology annotation, molecular function: protein binding.